Messenger RNA from Cynara cardunculus var. scolymus (artichoke), 1821 nucleotides. RefSeq lists its product as uncharacterized. Gene Ontology annotation, molecular function: RNA binding; pseudouridine synthase activity. Gene Ontology annotation, cellular component: mitochondrion. The record is from RefSeq and is a predicted model, not a curated record. The transcript has 8 exons. Bases 46 to 1641 code for a protein of 531 amino acids. Lineage: Eukaryota; Viridiplantae; Streptophyta; Magnoliopsida; Asterales; Asteraceae. Gene Ontology annotation, biological process: tRNA modification; mRNA pseudouridine synthesis.
CAUCUUCUUCAAAUUCUCUGCAACUACAAUCAAUUUGGAACAAAAAUGGCGAAAUUAAAUUGCAUAACCCGUGCAUCAUCUCUCGUUUUCUUCCAUCCUCGACCAAUCUUAUCUUUUCGUACACAACUACUCUGCAAGCCUUUCAUAUCACAAUCUAUAUAUUCAUAUUCCACCACCAAAACUCCAUUUCCACUUCAAUACGAAAUGAUAAUCUCCCGCCCACCUCAAACUCCGAACCUCCACCAUCCUCGCCGCCGGAGACCACCACCACCACUCCCGAAUUCGAAACCAUCCGACUCCGACCCAAAUUCCCAAUUGGGCUUCGAUGAUUGGGUUGAUAUGAAAUUAACUUCAGAAUCAGCACAUGGAUCAUCCACACAAAAUCAAGAUAUAAAGCAACCUAUGUUUUUGAAUGAAGAGAUGGAUAGAUCAAAGAGGAAGUAUUACAACAAGAGGCAAAAGAGGAUGUAUGGUUCGGAUUCAGAAGAUGACGAUGGUAAGCAUGAAAACAAGUAUAUAGAGUUAAAUCAAGAAGUUGUUAAGCUACGCACAUUGCAUAAAAGAGAAGAGGAAUUAUAUUUCUAUGAUGCUUUUGCAUAUCCAUGGGAAAAGGAUAAGCAUUAUAAGAUGGUGUAUCAGUUGGAGAAGAAGUUUUUUCCUGAUCAAUGUUUUGAUAAGGCGUUUCUUGAACCAGGUCAAUCGAAUGGAAUUAUGGAGGAGGAGAAGAAGAAGAGGGUUGCUGUUAAAAAUGGUGGGUUGAAGAAAGAUGAGAAGAGAUUGGUGUUUUUUGAGGAGGAAAAGGAAUUGAAGGAUGAAGAUGGGAAGAAAGAUGUGAAAAUGGACAUUACAGAGAAGAAAGUUGAGGAGUUCUUCAAGUGUUUGAAGAAAGUCCCUAAUGAAAAAAAUGAAGUUGAUAACACACUACCAUUCAUAUCGGGUAGGAGUUCCGGGCUUCCUCCUAAAUGGGAUGGUCCAACUGGAGCUGUUCUUUUGGUCAAUAAACCAAAAGGAUGGACUUCAUUUACGGUUUGUGGGAAGUUGCGCCGCCUGGUCAAUGUUAAGAAGGUUGGGCAUGCAGGGACCCUUGAUCCUAUGGCAACUGGUUUGCUUAUUGUAUGUAUUGGCAAAGCAACAAAGUUGGUUGAUAGAUUUCAGGGUAUGGAUAAAGGUUAUAGCGGAGUCCUUCGUUUAGGCGAAGCUACCUCAACUCUAGAUGCUGACUCACCGGUAAUACAACGUGAGCCAUGGGAGCACAUCAAGGAUGAUGACAUAAAGAAAACCGCUGCAUCAUUUUGUGGGGAAAUAUGGCAAGUUCCUCCAAUGUUCUCGGCCAUUAAAGUUGGAGGUGAGAGGCUAUAUGAGAAAGCAAGAAGAGGAGAAAGUAUCGAACUUUCACCAAGACGGAUAUCAAUUUUCCAGUUUGAUGUUGAGCGAAGUCUUGAAGACAGACAAAAUGUGGUUUUCAGGGUGACAUGCUCAAAAGGGACGUAUAUCCGAUCCCUAUGUGCAGAUUUUGCCAAGGCUCUCAACAGCUGUGCUCAUAUGACUGCUCUACGAAGAGAUUCCAUUGGGGAAUACUCAGUAGAUGAUGCAUGGGAAUUCACAGACUUAGAAAGAGAAAUCCCCAAAAGUUAUAUAUAGAUUUUGUUGUUCAACCCUUUUGAAUUGUGAUUGAAUCUUAGACCCAUCUUUAAUGGGUUUUUUUUUUUUUUUUUAAUUUUUGUGUUGAGGUGGAAACUUGAAAGGUGAGGCUAAUGAAAGUUGAGAGGAUCUUUAUUUGGAUUAUGUAUGAUGUUAAAAUUAGGGAUUAUUUGUACACAA